Messenger RNA from Cladophialophora immunda, 2219 nucleotides. RefSeq names its product malate synthase, glyoxysomal. The transcript is spliced from 3 exons. Gene Ontology annotation, molecular function: malate synthase activity. Gene Ontology annotation, cellular component: cytoplasm; peroxisomal matrix. The record is from RefSeq and is a predicted model, not a curated record. The coding region runs from base 254 to 1882 and encodes 542 amino acids. NCBI's taxonomy places the organism in Eukaryota, Fungi, Ascomycota, Eurotiomycetes, Chaetothyriales, Herpotrichiellaceae. Gene Ontology annotation, biological process: glyoxylate cycle.
GGCUUGGGUGGAUGGGCGGAACCCACUGGAACGCCAGUGAUUGGGCUGCAUGGCGAGGGACCUGUCAACGGGCACAUCUCCUCGCGGACAAGUCGUCGACAAUGUGCCUCUAACGGUUUCGGGCAUUGUGCUGCUCUGACGUAUAGUAUUAUAUCAACCUCCCCAGCUCCCAUGCCUCGGUGCCCGCCUCUGACCAACUCAGUUCCUCUUCUUGCGUUCAUCCUCCUCGAAUACACCCUAUCCAUCAGCCAAAAUGGCCAGCAUCGAAAGCAUCAACGAAGGAGUUGCCAUCAAUGGCGCCGUCAAGGACUCGUACCGCAAGAUCCUUACUCCCGAGGCCACUGCCUUCCUCGCCCUCCUCCACCGGACCUUCAACGGCACCCGCAAAGCUCUGCUCCAGAGACGAGUGAUCCGUCAACAGGAGCUUGACAAGGGCAAUUUGCCAGAUUUCCUCCCCGAAACCAAGCACAUUCGCGACAAUGACGCCUGGAAAGGUGCUCCCCCGGCUCCCGGACUCAUCGACCGCCGGGUUGAGAUCACCGGACCAACGGAUCGGAAAAUGGUCGUCAAUGCUUUGAACAGCAACGUCUGGACUUACAUGGCUGACUUUGAAGACGCCCAAGCACCCACCUGGGAUAACCAGGUCUCCGGACAGGUGAACCUCUACGAUGCCAUCCGCAGGCAGGUCGAUUUCAAGCAAGGAGAAAAAGAGUACAAGCUACGCAUAGAUCGCGUUUUGCCUACCCUUUUGUGUCGCCCUCGAGGCUGGCACUUGGAAGAGAAGCAUUUUACUGUCGACGGUGAGCCAAUCUCUGGCUCUCUGUUCGACUUCGGCCUGUACUUCUUCCACAAUGCCUUUGAGCUGGUCAAGCGUGGCACUGGGCCGUACUAUUACCUCCCCAAGAUGGAGUCUCAUCUUGAGGCGAGAUUGUGGAACGAUGUCUUCAAUCUAUCCCAGGACUACAUCGGUAUGCCACGAGGCACGAUCCGAGGAACCGUCCUCAUCGAGACAAUCACUGCCGCCUUUGAAAUGGAUGAAAUUAUCUACGAGCUCCGCGACCAUUCGGCUGGUCUCAACUGCGGCCGGUGGGAUUACAUCUUCUCGGUCAUCAAGAAAUUCCGCCAGAACCCCAACUUUGUUCUCCCAGACCGAUCCGCCGUCACCAUGACCGUGCCUUUCAUGGACGCUUAUGUGCGUCUGCUCAUCAAGACCUGCCAUCGCCGUGGUGUGCAUGCCAUGGGUGGUAUGGCCGCGCAAAUCCCCAUCAAGGACAACCCAGAGGCCAACGACAAAGCCAUGGAGAAUGUCCGACAGGACAAGCUGCGCGAAGUCCGCGCUGGCCACGACGGGACGUGGGUUGCUCACCCUGCUCUAGCGGCCAUUGCGUCUGAGGUAUUCAACAAGCACAUGCCCACCCCGAACCAGCUCUUCAAGCGUCGCGAAGAAGUUUAUGUCACCAAGAACGACCUUCUUAAUAUGAACAUGCCCGGAACCGUGACGGAGGAUGGCAUCAGAAAGAACCUCAACAUUGGUCUUGGAUACAUGGAAGGCUGGCUCCGCGGCGUUGGCUGCGUACCCAUCAACUACCUUAUGGAAGACGCUGCAACGGCCGAGGUGUCCCGUUCGCAGUUGUGGCAAUGGGUCAAACACGGUGUCAAGACCGCCGAUGGCCACACUGUCAACAAGGCUUACGCUCUGAGAUUGCUGAAGGAGCAGGCCGACGAACUGUCGUCCAAGGCACCUAAGGGCAACAAGUACCAGCUUGCAGCCCGAUAUUUCGAGAGCCAAGUGACUGGCGAAGAUUAUGCCGACUUCUUGACGAGUCUCCUGUACAACGAGAUCACCACUGUGGGAUCAUCACAGCCUGUGGCCAAGUUGUAAGCCGUUUGAUGACUGGACAGCGGAAAAACGGGAGUUGGAUUGGAAACUUAGCCUGGCACACGGAAAUCAAGGGGUGAAGUGAGCCUCGACUCCGACCCAGCUUGGGUGCGGAGCAAUCAUGAGAAGCAGAAAGUGUACACAAGUCAAACGCAGAAUGAAAAGGGUCGGAUUUCCAUGUCGCGCCAGAGCACAGUCAAAUUGUGGCUUAGUAUGCAAAUAGUUUAUGUGAAAAGGACAAGCAAUGUAUUUUCUUUGAUGUGAGAUGAGACGAGAUGAGGUCCACGUUCAGCAUUGGGAACACUUCUCGACUUCUGUUCUUUGAGGGGAGAGAAUUAUG